Manis pentadactyla (Chinese pangolin) is the source of this 2814-nucleotide messenger RNA. RefSeq names its product solute carrier family 9 member B1 (gene SLC9B1). Lineage: Eukaryota; Metazoa; Chordata; Mammalia; Pholidota; Manidae. Gene Ontology annotation, molecular function: antiporter activity. The record is from RefSeq and is a predicted model, not a curated record. Gene Ontology annotation, biological process: proton transmembrane transport. The transcript is spliced from 9 exons. Gene Ontology annotation, cellular component: membrane. The annotation marks the transcript as partial.
UUUAUUUCAGGAGUUGUACUUCUUAUGAUAUGGUGUAUGUGUUGGUCAUUCUCAGGCCCUGAAGUUCUCCCUGGUGGAAAUUUAUUUGGACUGUUAAUUAUCUUUUUUAGUGCCAUUAUUGGGGGAAAACUUUUGGAACUCAUUAGAAUACCUUCAGUGCCUCAGCUUCCACCUCUUCUUGGGAUGUUACUGGCUGGUUUUACCAUCAGGAAUGUUCCAUAUCUCAGUGAACGCAUCCGUGUUAGUAACACAUGGUCUUUAACUUUAAGAAAUACUGCCCUUACCAUUAUCCUAAUACAAGCUGGACUUGGACUGGAUUCACAGGCUUUGAAGCAUUUAAAGGGAGUUUGUUUAAGAUUGGCUAUGGGUCCAUGCCUCAUGGAGGCAUGUGCAACUGCUGUUAUUUCCCACUUUCUUUUGAAUUUUCCCUGGCAAUGGGGAUUUCUAUUAGGUUUUGUAAUAGGUGCCGUCUCUCCAGCUGUUGUUAUCCCUUCCAUGCUACUUUUGCAAGAAAAUGGAUAUGGUAUUGAGAAAGGCAUUCCGACGUUGCUAAUAGCUGCUAGCAGUUUAGACGACAUCCUGGCUAUCACUGGAUUCAAUACAUGCUUCAGCAUAGUCUUCUCCUCAGGUAGUAUACUUAAUAAUGUCCUAGCCCCUUUUCGGGACAUACUUGUUGGUAUACUGACAGGAGCUGUUUUGGGAAUUUUUGUUCAAUAUUUCCCAAGUGAAGAUCAGACAAGACUUCCAUUAAAGAGAGCAUUCCUUGUUGUGAGUAUGGGUGUCUCUGCCGUCUUAGGCAGCCAUCAGAUCGGUUUACAUGGAGCUGGAGAAUUAUGCAUACUAGUGUUGUCUUUUGUUGCAGGAAUGAAUUGGUCCAAAGAAAAGAUCAGAGUCCAAGUCAUUAUUAAAGCUGUAUGGGAUAUUUUUCAACCCCUUCUUUUUGGUUUGGUUGGAUCGGAAGUAUCUGUUGCAUCUCUUAAAUCAAAUGUUAUUGGCAUUUGUGUUGCUACCAUCAGUUUGGCAUUAUUGGUUCGAAUUUGUUUUACAUUUACAUUGAUGUGUUUUGCUGGUUUUAAUUUGAAGGAGAAAAUGUUUAUUGCUUUAUCAUGGAUACCCAAAGCUACAGUCCAGGCUGUGUUAGGUCCUCUGGCUCUAGAAACAGCAAGAAUCAGUGCACCCCACUUGGAACCGUAUUCAAAGGAUGUGAUGACAGUAGCAUUUUUAGCCAUCUUGUUCACAGCUCCAAAUGGAGCUCUAAUUAUUGGCAUACUGGGGCCCAAAGUACUUACAUGCCAUGAUCCAAGCAAAAUAAAAGUGGAAUUGACAAAUUUAGAAGUUCAUUAAAAAGUUUAUUUGCUAUCACCUGCCUACUUCUUUAAUGAAUUAUCUUACAAAAGAGAAAAAUUAAAAGAUACAAAUAUGUGGAGACUGCACAUAGGACCAAGGAUUUAGUAAAUACGUGAUUUCACUACAGAACUUUCGUAUGAUUUUUUAUUCCAAAGUUAAUAAAAAUAAUAUGAAGUAGAAUGCCCUUUUACUGUUUUCAUAUCUCAAGAACAAAGUAAAUCUGUAAAUAUUCUAGGAAAGCUUAAAGUAAUCUACCAGGCUGAAGUUGCUGUUGUAUUAUAAACUAAGCAUAACAGUAAAUUAAAUGGACCUAAUGACAGAAAGGUAAGAUCGUCUAAGUCUCUAAGUAAGAGAAGUAGAACUCCCUAUCAGUUUAGCAAUUCAGUUAAAAAUAUCACCAGAUGGGAAUGUAAACUACUUACAGCCACUUUGAAAAACAAUUUGGCAUGUCCUCAAAAUGUUAAACAUGGAUCAAACAAUAUAGCCCAGCAGUUCUACUCCCAGGUAUAUAACCAAGAGAACUGAAAACAUAUGUCCACACAAGCACUUGUACAUGUGUGCUCACAGCAGCACUAUUCACGAUAGCCAGAGAGUAACAACCACCCAAUGUCCAUCAAAAAAAAGAUCACCAGAAAAAGAAAUAACAAUUACAGGAAUAAAACACACCAAGUUUAUAUGGGUCAACUAAGAAAGAUUUUACGUUCUGAUUUUACUGACGAUCUGAAUAAAUAAUUUGUUAAGCAAAAGAACCAAAGUUAAACUUGUAUUCCUUCUGCAACACUCUUCAAAUGACAGUCUGGUUUAGUACUUUUUAAAUGAAACACUAUCUGUAGUGUUUAAUUACAGAUAUAAAUUUAAAACACAAAUGGAAAAAACCAUAAUUUUUCAAUUAGUAUAAAAUACUAUAGGAAUUAAAGUCAGCCUGCAGGAAUGAAAGAUUAAUAGACUAUUGUCCAUAUGGAUUUUUCUUUUCCUUAGUAAUACAGAAUCAACUUUUAAUUCUGGCUGAUGAAAUCUGCUAGGCCAAUAUAGAAUCCAUCACAAGCAAAAUGCAGUGUCAGUUGAUUUCAAGAUUCCUCUUUUUAAAGUUGGAGGGGUAACAUAAAAGCUUCUCAGACAGCUUUAGUGAAUGGCCUCUUAGAAACUAUUCAGACUUAUUUGGCAAAAGCCAAAUGCAGGGAAUAAACAUUAAUUUGGUUUCUCUCUUCCAUUUUCUGUACAAGCAAAGUAUUAAAACAGCACAGAAUAUGAAAUUUAUACAUAAAUUUGCAAAAUGAGGCAACUAAAAGGCAACCAAAACUAUGUAUCUAUUCCUAUUAAGACUGAGACCUUUCACAAAAUAUAUAACAAAAGUUGAAACACCCAGAUAACUCUGGGAGAAUAUAAGACAGUACUGUUCUAGAAGCAUUUUCUGCUAUACUUUUACAACUUAGCAGAGACCCAAUGCUUCAUUUUCAACUAUUUUUA